Juglans regia (Persian walnut) is the source of this 5765-nucleotide messenger RNA. RefSeq names its product protein TIME FOR COFFEE-like. Lineage: Eukaryota; Viridiplantae; Streptophyta; Magnoliopsida; Fagales; Juglandaceae. Gene Ontology annotation, cellular component: nucleus. The transcript is spliced from 12 exons. Gene Ontology annotation, biological process: regulation of circadian rhythm. The record is from RefSeq and is a predicted model, not a curated record. The coding region runs from base 299 to 5116 and encodes 1605 amino acids.
AAGUGAAGACAGAAAGGUUGGGAAGAGAGAGAGGAGAGGGGCAACGGAGAGUGGGAGCACACAGAGAGUGAAAGAAGAAAGAUAAACUAAAACUGAGAUUUUUCUCUGCCUCCGCUAAUACGUGGAUGAGACAGAUCUUCGACUCUAGUGAAUACGCUUGCCGCCGGAGAAGCUCGCUACCUGAAAUUUUCACUGGCCGCAACUCCAUUUUCGGAGAAUUAUGGUCGGUUUCUCUUGAUGAGCUACCGGAUUAAUCUUUUGGAUGUAGCUGAUUUGACAAAAGCAGAUCGAAGCAGAGAUGGAUAGGAAUAGAGAACAGAGAAGGGCAACCAUGGCGGCUACGAAUGGUUUAUCCAGGCGUAGGCAUAGAAAUAGCAGUCUCAGAGACUCCCCAGAGGAAGACGGGCCGGUGGAGCUGCAAGAGACAGCGAGGCUAAGAGAUCGAGGAAGCGGAAAGAAAGAUCGUGAUCGGGACCGUGACCGAGACCGAGACCGCGAUAGGGAUAGGCUGAGCCGUAGCAAGAGGAGAAGAGGCGAUAGAUUAUUGCACGGGACCAACAGAGAUGAUGGUGGCGAGGAGAGCUCGGAGGAGAGCGUGAAUGACGAAGAAGAAGACGAGGAUGACGACGGAGCCGCGUCCAUCAGGAUGCUUCCGCCGAACCCCGCACCGUUAUCUUCGUCAACAUCGAUACCCAAUCAUCGGAAAAGCUUUCCUCCUCCGGCCAAAGUUUUUAGAGCAGCGCCGACUUGGAAGGCCGCCGACGAGAUGAUUGGCGUUUCGGUUCCUAGAAAAGCACGGUCAGCAUCUACGAAGAGGUCGCACGAAUGUUGGGCGGGUAGUGGCAGCGUUGGUGGGGAGCAAAUUAACCGGCAGGCGUCAACAUCGCCGGUGAGACCAGGCCUAGUUUCAAUGGCGGCGGCCGCGUCGCCGCCUCCGGCCUCGCCGUCUUCUUCCAAUGCUUCGGGGCGGAAGAAGAUGAAGCCCAAUGGACCGAAACUGCGGCCGCCGAAAUCGUCUUCCAAGCCUUCGUCGUCAGCUCAGGAUGAGAUCGAGAUAGAGAUAGCCGAGGUGUUGUACGGAAUGGGAAGGCAGUCCCAGGGCCAUCCCAAGCAGGAAAUCUUGGCAACCGAUUCUCUGAAGUUCGAACCCAGAGACGCCAAUAGAUCCUUCUGUGAUGCUAAACCAAUGGUCUCAUCGCCGAUUUCGAGCUCAACGUCUGCUGUACCUCAGUCAUCGUCCAUUUUGCCUCAGAAUUGUGGCUCUUCUAUCACUCCAAUGUCCACCGUCGUAGCACCAAAGAGGAAAAAACCGCGACCAGUCAAGUACGACGACGAGAACUCUUCGAUUUUCACGGUCAGGAGCAGUCCCAUUUCGUCCACCACGAAAGCCGAGACUGAUAAGCCGACGAACAUUGAAACUUCAUUAUCCUCUAACUUGGAGAAGAACUCGGGAUCCACAGCUGAAAAUGGUGGACUUUUGUACGAUUUGGCCAAUCCCGAAGCCGUUCCGGCCUCCGAUGCGCAACGGGAGUUGACUGUUAAGCAGGAAAGCAAUUAUACAUCGGAUUCGAAGCUUUUGACCGAAGAGUCGGAGGAUAAGGAUGCGGGGGUGAGUAAGGAGGAACCUAGUCAGACGCCCAGGAAGGAAUCUCCUGUGCUUAGAUUGGAUGAUAAUCGAGAAGAUGCGAUGGCGAAUAAAGCGAAUUCGACGAUCUCUGAGAUUGAGGGCCACAAAGAAAAGUUGCAGAUAGAUCUGAUGGCUCCUCCCCCACUUCCGUUGAGAGCAUCACCGGAAAGAGACAGUGAGACUGAGUUUGUGGCCGUAGAUCCUAAAUCUAUGGUCGCAAAUGCGGAUACGGAAAUUAAGAAGGAAGAUGAGAAGGCAGUUAAAAUAGGAAAGGAAGAGGCCGUGAAUGUAGAAAACGAAAGGGCGAAAACUGUGGCAGCGGUAGAAACUGAAUCUCAAAAGCCGGUUGAUGGGCAUGAGAGGAACAUCGACCUCCAGCUGGACUUGGAGAAGACCGAUAGAGAUAGCGGCACCGCUAGUGUAAGCGGCAACAACAAGGUACACCAUCAUGUUCAGAAACACCACCAGCAGCAGUCACAGCAUGCUAUCACCGAAAGAUCUGCCCAAACGAGCUCUCUACCUUUGCCAAUGCCUGUUCCUGGCUGGCCGGGCGGUCUUCCUCACAUGGGCAGAUAUAUGGCACCUCUGCAGGGAGUUCUAUCCGUGGAUGGGAGCACCGUAUCUCCUGCUGCUAUACAACCACCACAGUUGCUUUUUGCUCAACCUAGGCCUAAGAGGUGUGCAACGCAUUAUUACAUUGCUCGGAAUAUAAUGUAUCACCAGCAACUUGCGAGGAUGAAUCCUUUCUGGCCUGCCUCAGCUGGGUCUGCAUCACUCUAUGGCGCCAAGCCCGGCAAUCUUAAUUUGGCGCCUUCAGCAGAAUUGCAUGGAAACAUUCCUGGUAGGGGUGUGAACUCCGCCCAAGACAAGGGGCAGGGUAUUGCUGUGUAUCCUGGUCAUACCGGGAAGGAUAAAGGUUCUCAAGCAGCAGCCAACAUUGUGGAUGCUGCCCAGAGAAAGCAAAUGUUGAUUCAGCAAGCUAUGCCUCCUGGAGCACCAAGUAAUAUCUUGCAUACCCCUGCUUUCAUUUUCCCCCUGACUCAGCAGCAGCCUGCAGGGGCAGCUGCUCCUGUCCGAUCUGGCCCUGUAAAGUCUCAUGUUGCUGGUAGUGUUGCUUCGUCAAGUGCAUCUAGUUCUGCUCCAGUGAGUGCCCCAGCAACUGCGGCAGCUCCAGCAAUGAGCUUCAACUACCCAAGUAUGCCUGGAAACGAAACUCAGUAUUUGGCAAUUUUGCAGAACAAUGCUUAUACAUUUCCACUUCCUGCUCAUGUUGGAGCACCGCCAGCUUAUAGAGGAACCCAUGCACAGGCAAUGCCAUUCUUCAAUGGGUCCUUCUAUUCUUCUCAAAUGCUCCAUCCUGCACAAAUUCUUCAUCAUCAUCAGCAGCAGCAGCAGCAACAGCAACCACCUGCUCAGUCACAGCAAAGUCUACAACAAACUCAUCAGAAUGCAAGCAUUGCCAGUGGUUCCUCGACUUCUCAGAGGCACUUGCAGAAUCAGCAGCAGAGAGCACAUGGGAAUGGCGUCAACGGUGGUAGUGGAACUUUACAAGGGUUUCCUGCCCCCAAAAACCAAUCUUCACAGCUGCAGCAGCAGCGGCAGCAUGUACCUCACCAGCCUCGCCAACUUGAGUCUGAGAUGGGUGGGGAAGAUAGCCCGUCGACUGCCGAUAGCCGUGUUACUCGUGCAAACAUUGCUGAUAGCCGUCUUUAUAGCCAGAAUUUUGCAGUACAGAUGCACCCUCCAAACUUUGCUUUAAUGAAUCCUGCAGCAAUGGGCUGUGCUGGUGUUACAAGCGGUGGCAGUACUGAGAAAAAACAGCAGCAGCAGCCACAACAGCCGGGCUCAAAGCCGGGAGUGGAACCUGUACCCUCUCAAGCUUUUGCAAUGUCUUUUGCUUCCAUUAAUGGUGCUACUAGCACUCCUGCACUGGGCAUUACAUCGAUUGCCCAGAGUCAAGCUUUUCUUCAGAGCCUUGGAUGGCAGCCAUGCACGGGGAGGGGAGACUCAUCCUCCCCUGAGAUGUCAAGGCAAGGUUAUCAGAAUAUGGCUGCCGCCACUCAAGUGGCACAGCAGAAGAAAAAUUUCCGUGCUUCUGAAGAAGGGAAAACUGGAGGCGGUGAUUCUUCUAAUGUGGAAGAAGAAAGAAAGGCCAUGCCGGGAAAGGUUCCAGUGCCAGUUGGACAGUCUAUUGCCUUCUCCAGGCAAGAUUUGACUGAUACCUCAGUUAACACCGUAAAGGGUAACAACGUUGUUGAUAGUUCAGCUCGAGCUCUUAAUCUUGGGUCUGCUCCUAGCAGGAGUUCUGGUCCUGUUAUGCCUGCUGCUAUCAGCACCGUCAAUGCUCCUGGUUCCCAACAGCAACUGCACCGGAAUCAGCAGAUGCUACAACUUCAGAAGCAGAAUCAAUUCGCUGUAGCAGCAGCAGCAGCCACUGCUGCUCGAAGCAAAACUCCAGCGAGUAAUGGAAGUGUUUACUCAGAUCACCUCCCUUCACCUGUGGCCGCGAAGUUUACUAACUCACUCUCUUCUUUUCCCCAAAACCUUGUCCAAACGAGCAACAACACCCCAGCUCAGUCUCCUCAGUGGAAGAAUCCUAUACGUACAACCACUUCACAAGUUCCUUCUCCGUCUGUAUCCUCUUCAACCUCCUCAUCCCUUAAAAACCUUACUCAACAGCAAGGUAGAAACCAACAAAGCCACACGCAAAUUUCUUUUGGAGCUAGUGCAAAACCAUCAACAAUAGCACAAGGGCAACAACCUUCCAACGGCAACCAGUCCGCAUCUCCUCAGGUAAUGGUUGGUUCACCCACAACUUCCUCGAUGUCAAAGGGUGCUGGUGGAAGCCCAAGGACUACUGCUUCCUCUUCCACAGCCAACAAAGCUGGCCCAGGUUCUAUGCUGUCAUCAACGCAGGCCAAGGACUCAACAUCGGUGCCCAUGCGAAAGUCAUCGCCAGUUGGGGGGAGGAAUGUUCCUUCAAUCCUUGGAAAUUCCCAUGUUGCCUCUACCUCGGGCAAUUCAACUAGGCCUCAAUUGCUACAACAGCAGCCACAGCAGUUACCAAAGCAAACAAUGCAAUCCCAGCUUUUCUUCUGUAAUCCCUACAUGCAAGCACCAACCAGCACAAUCUCUGCAUCAGCUGCUGGUGGCUAUAAUCUUCUAAGAAACCGCCGUGAGCAACAGCAGCAGUCACAGGGGUCAUCGGGUACAUCCUCAACUGGGAUGUUGUCGUUGUGCCCUCCAGUUACACUUGCGAACAUUAACACCUCUAAUCCUGGAAAGGCAGUUGCUGCUGCUACAGCUGCUAGCCACAUGAAGGGUGGCGGCUUACCCUCGCAGGGUAUCCUCCACGUUACCCAGUUUGGUGCUGCACAGUCCUCCGGGAAUCAGCAUCAGCUUUUACCCUCUGGCUUCUCCUAUGUUCAUGCUAUUCCCACACCGGUUCAGGUGAAGCCAGUAGAGCAGAAGCAACCUGCUGGUGAGUGAAAUUCCCUUGGUGCUUUACAUUGCAACGCUCCCAUAUGGGAGAAGUGAGCGUGAAUUAUGAAAAAAUGUUCAAUUUGAGGCUUAGUUUGUGCGAAGGAGGUUUCUUGCGUAAGUUCAUUUGCAUACCUUCUCUCAGCCUGAGAAGAAAUGGAAGAUGGUAACAUUCGAGGAAUCACGGCUGUGGAAGGCAAUGCCCAGAGUCGGAACCCACAAUUUUGGGUAGUUGAGCCGAGUGGGGAAGAUGGUUCCAUGUUGCAUUUGCUCGGGAUGUAUGUCUAUUCAUGUGUGCACACUUCUUGUUCAUAUUUUGACGGGAUUGAUCCUGGAUUAUAAUUAGAAAUUUAUAUUGAUUCUAAUUGGGAUGAUGACAUUGGAGGAUGCUGGGGAAAAGGAGGGGGUGGAUCGAUGUUUCAUUUCGUUGGAAAGAUGAGGGAGAAAUGGCGUGGAAGAUGGAGAGGAAGGCAAGACCAACUCUUUCUCUUCUUUUGGGGCUGUAAUGGAGUUCCGUUUUGCUUUAAGAUUAUUUCCGUUUGUUUCUCGGGUAUUAGUUUUCCAGGGAAACCCGCAAAACAGUAAUCUUUUUGACGUGUAUAUAUGUCUGGCACAUAAAACAGUAGUCCUCAAUUUUUUAUUUAAAUCUUUGAGCCAA